AUGGCUUCUUCCAUUAAAUUCGCACGCUUCAAGAACGCUACUUUAGAGCUCUUCGAGGCGCCCAUCGAAUCCACAGAUUACAUCGCUUUCUCUCAUGUCUGGGGUAACUGGGCCUGGCGUUCGACUGAUGGUAUACCGUACGAGAUCAAAGCAUCGGAAGAGAAAGCUCAUUUCAUCGCAAAUGACCUACCGGCUUUGGUUGGAGACGGCGCCUUUUGGAUGGAUACGUUAACUGUCAAUCAGCGAAAUCCAGCUGAAGUCUCCGAAAUCGUGGACAAGAUCCCUACGAUCUUCAGAAUGGCUAAGAAAACUAUUGCAGUCAGAGAAUGUGACGGGCUGUACGACUGCUGCAUUGCUGCUGUUAACGGUUUCGAGAGUGUGACCGAGUUCGUCAAAAAGUUCCAUGCUCACGAUGAUGAGCACUUUGACUACAUCUGCGCAGAGUCUUAUCUACAAAGACUGUGGACGCUGCAAGAGUGCCUACUCUCCCAUACCAUAGAAUUUGUAGUUGGAACAAACAAUCAGCCAAAGACGCCGGCAGUGCGGGCUCAGACUACAGACGACGUCAGCGUAUACCGACAUCGGGCGGAACGAACGAUUCUCGCGGAUGCUCUCUGGGUCCUAGCUUAUUCGUUCUCCGGCUCUCAGGGCAUUCCAGCCAUGAAUGAUUUCUUCAAGGCGUACGUUCAUGGCGGCACCGUCAUCAACCCUCGUGGCGCACAGCGAACUCAGGAAGAAGACAUCCACACCGGUUCUUUUCUAAAGGUCAAUCGGGCAUCUCAUAGAUCCGCCACCAUGCCCCGUGACUACAUCUUCGCGACAAUGCCUUCAUUUCCGUGGUACACGUACCCGAGCAAAGAGGCUCUAACAAUGUCCUUUGGGGAUAUCUAUUUGGAUCUUUACCAGCAAGCUGCACGCUCAGGGCAUGCUUUUACGUGCAGGUUCACACGUUCAAUGAUCGACGCUACAUGUACAGAUCCCGUUAUUGGCUGGCUACCAAGUCAACAUCUUCCCAGUCCCACGACGCUUGGUGACUUCCUGAAACUUGUCGGACAACGCGUACCGGAAAAUUCGAACGCCUCUUCACAGCAUGUGCAUGUCACAUCGGUUGUGCACAUUGAGGAAUUUGAGUGCGACGAUUCCCCAGACUUCGUUAUUGCUUUGCUGGAGGCCUCUCUCAAAAACUUCCAAGAACAAUGGGAAGAGUCUCAUCGGGGCGGUGAGCUUUCCAAAUAUGGAAGCUAUCCAAGCGUCCACUGGACCCUUGACCACCUAGACGCUAUACGUUGUGGAUGGUUACCUACUGACCCAGAGCAUGCAAUUCGAGUGUCUGAGUACAACGAUCAAACUCUGAUUAGGAUCGGUCCUGGCCUAGAAUACGAGGAAGACGAUCUUGUACCAGGCCUUCGCAGUCUCGACGAGACUGAGCAAGAGGCACGUACUGAUGAGACCGACAAUGUUGCCUCAUUGUUUGUGCAAGCGAGGAAGAUAUUAGACAACAUGUGGUGCGCACACGAUCCGCACCACAUCGACGCUGCGCAGAAGGGUGAUUGGGCCAGUUUCAAGCGACAGAUGCAAGGUUUGUGGUCAAAGCCUUUACUACGAACUGUGUUUCUUCUUGCUGCCAUGGUCAAUUGUCGCGUUCCGUUAUCAGCCGCAGCAUGGGUCAACAAGCUCUUUGUCCCUGUGUACAUUCAUCACGGUAAAUUCCUUCUUUCAGCCGGGCUCCUAGCAAAACACGCACGUCAGCCGAAGCGCCAGAGGCAACAACCUGGUUCCCUGUUAUGUGUUGGUCAACAUCUCCCUUCUUCAGACCAGAAAGCUUUUGGUAAAAAUCUCUAUCUGGUAGAUGCCAAGUCCAAGGUUCCCGUUGGCUUGGUCCCGGAUCUUAUUCCGGACGACCAAUAUCCGUACUGGGCUGGAGAGCCCUCAAAGUUCCGGUAUCUAGCCACAAUCUCAUUCUUGUCCUGGGAGGACGUGCAGAAGCGGCUCGAGCUUUGCUUCCAGGAUCUCAAUAACGGGCUAUUUCCACCAGAAGACGAGCAAGAUGAUGAAGACGCAGAUUGCAAGCAGUCCAAAUUAGACUCUGGCAUCGCCGUCUUCGAGGCACUCUUCCGAGGAUCUGAUCAUUUCGCAGACAAGGACGCUACGACGCAAUACAUGUCAACGAGCUCGCAGCCACCUUCACGGGGUGAUAUUCGAGACUCACUCCUUUCUCUGGCCCGUCAGAAGUAUAACGACAUCUUGUCACGGACGAUCUCACCUAAAGAUGUGUUCUGCGUCUCCACACACGAUCAUCAGCGCAACGUCAGUGGAUACGCGUUUGAUGGCUUCGCCUCGUUCCCACUCACUCCGGAACGGUCACAAAUAUUUGCACUGGAGAAAUAUAUUGUUUCGCUCUGUGCGCCGAUUCGGACUAAGGAACUUGUUCGACAUGUAGCGUUCACGUUACGAAAUCUCAUACACAACGUAGAAACGAGGUAUGAUGAGCGUAUCACUGCAGUCGAAACAACAAUUGAGGGUGGAAUUGGUGCACUACGCGAUUCAUGUCUUGCCAACAUUCAUCGUUGCAUCGACAAAAUAUUCGAGGAUCGUAUCGCGGGACAGCUACUAGGGACACCAGAAACUGUCUUGCCUGCGUGCGUUGACGUGGCGAGAAAGUUGUGUCGCGAAUCGCUCAGCGGGUUUCAUCACAAUAGGCACAGAACUUACAUGCGAAAUGAGGGAAACUACAAGUUGCCCAGAUCUAACGUCCGCUCUUGGAAUACACAGAUGCUCGCGCCGAUAAAGAAGGGUCUUGAACCGAUCUUCGACGCUACGAUUAACAAAUUGCAAAACGGUAUCGACCAGGUGGAACGAGAAAUUUCAUCAGCAAUGAAGCUUCUAGAACUCAACCUUCGUGCUCAAUGCCCGGAACCGAUCACUGUUGAGCUAGACACAUCCAUCCGACGGAUCACCCAUAAGCCUAUCGCACUUCGGGAUAUGGAGAAUGUUUUUACCAACGGCAUUACAGCUUUUAUGCAAGAACAGAACGACCGCUGCUGUACGGACAUAUUCGAAAGGUCAUACUUUCGGAAUGACAUGAGCAAAGUCUACGAUAAGAGUUACCGGACCAGACCAACACCAGGACAGACAGUGAAGCUCGCACAAAUGGAAAUGUUUGAGCAGCUACUUUGCGACGCGAACACCAAUCCUUUCAACGCUGUCUACACACGUUUGGGAGAAGCUAUUGUUUCGGAAAAGCAACGUGUCAAAGAUCUCUUGGAAGAGCAUGUUGGUGCCUUGUUCCGGAGUAUCGAGGAGGAGUUCGAGCGGUCACGAGAAGUCCGUGUGGCCCUGACUAACGAGGAGGCUCAAAUCAUGGAUGAUCUGCUAAACAGUACAGUGACGGCAGCAAAGGUGCGAGGGAUUCUUGAGGAGAAAUUGAAGGAGUGCGGGGUGGACGUGGAAGCCAUCAAAGCAGAAUUGACUGAACGUCAAUCAUUGUAG
Alternaria postmessia is the source of this 3489-nucleotide messenger RNA. RefSeq lists its product as uncharacterized. The record is from RefSeq and is a predicted model, not a curated record. Bases 1 to 3489 code for a protein of 1162 amino acids. Lineage: Eukaryota; Fungi; Ascomycota; Dothideomycetes; Pleosporales; Pleosporaceae. The transcript has 4 exons.